AGAGAAGAGAACACAAAACUCCGAUGCUUCUCUCUCUCUGUGUCUCUAAAUUACGUUAGGAUUUCGUUUCUUGGUUCAUGUCUGGUCUAAUUUAAUGGCUUCUGUACCAUGUUCCUUCAAGCUCUCUGCGUAUUCCAGAUCUUCUUCCAAGCGUAAUGGAAGCUACAAGCAGUUUAGUUUAUUAGAAAGACGAAAAGAGAGUGACAGACAAGCUCCACAGUCUCUUACUCGCAUCAACCGCUUAGAGAUAUCUCGUAUAGCGCCAUUACAAGCAACGAUGAAUAGCCCGAGAGGUUUUGGACCUCCUCCUCCAAAGAAAACCAAGAAGUCCAAAAAGCCAAAACCCGGAAACCAAAGUGAUGAUGAAGAAGAAGACGAGCAAGAGGAAGACGACGACGAUGGAGAUGAUCGCGAGAGAGGUGUGAUUCCAGAGAUAGUGACCAACAGAAUGAUAAGCAGGAUGGGAUUCACAGUGGGUCUACCACUCUUCAUUGGUCUCUUGUUCUUCCCAAUCUUUUACUACCUCAAAGUGGGGUUGAAAAUCGAUGUACCGUCAUGGGUUCCGUUUAUCGUUUCGUUCGUCUUCUUCGGGACGGCUUUAGCUGGUGUGAGCUAUGCGAUUGUGUCGUCGAGCUGGGAUCCUUUGAGAGAAGGAUCGUUGUUAGGCUGGAACGAAGCUAAGAAGAACUGGCCCGUCUUUUGGCAGUCUUUUUGGAAUUCCUCAAACAAGAGAUAGGCUAAGGCAACACCCAAAACAAAUAUCUCUUUGGUCUCUUUGGUCUUGCCUCGAAUCCCCAACAAGAAGAUACUUCAAGACUUCUGAGUUUUCAUUUUACUCCAGACGCAAGACUAGAUUCAUAAUCCGAUGUAAAUUUUCCUGAAAAUGUGUCUUUGCGGAUGAAUGGUCCUAUAUGAAUUUCUUUAUUGACUCUA
Molecule: messenger RNA, 933 nt
Organism: Eutrema salsugineum
Lineage: Eukaryota; Viridiplantae; Streptophyta; Magnoliopsida; Brassicales; Brassicaceae
Product: protein PAM68, chloroplastic
Exons: 2
Coding region: 95-736 (213 amino acids)
Source: RefSeq, a predicted model, not a curated record